Messenger RNA from Gilbertella persicaria, 2457 nucleotides. RefSeq lists its product as uncharacterized. Lineage: Eukaryota; Fungi; Mucoromycota; Mucoromycetes; Mucorales; Choanephoraceae. Bases 37 to 2373 code for a protein of 778 amino acids. The record is from RefSeq and is a predicted model, not a curated record. Gene Ontology annotation, biological process: IMP salvage; AMP metabolic process. Gene Ontology annotation, molecular function: AMP deaminase activity. Gene Ontology annotation, cellular component: cytosol. The transcript has 6 exons.
UCAUCCGUGGAGACGCCUUUUCUUUUCACUCUUAUCAUGUCCUUUGAAGACCACGAACAAGAUACUCCCUUUUUCGAUUACCACCAUUUAAAGGCUAUUCAAGACCACGACAGUCGAUACUUUGGUCAAACAGGUCUUAGUAAAAGUAAGUCUCCUCCAGGCUCUGUUCUUGGGGAAGAAGAUUUCAUGCAUUUACCUUCGGUUCCUUUGACUGCCGCUGUGAUUGAUACACCACCCAAUACGCUAAAAGACGAAGGCAUUACUGCUGAGUUGCGUGAGCUCUAUAAUACGUUUCAAACAUGCCUCAACUUACGUGAGAAAUACAUGACCAAAUCCAAACAACGAUUUGAAGAUAACCCCAAAAACCGCGACGAUUGGGAAAUCUAUCCUCCGCCUCCGCCUCCUUCUUGGCCACUACCUCCCGCUGAAGAACUUGCUAAGCGUAAACAAAAAGAGAAGAUAAGAAAAUCAGAUCCUGCAGCUGCUGUAGGUAUGGAUUUCGACAUGGCGCAUAUUCAACUACCCAAACCACAUGAGUAUAUAUUCGGAGUAGGUUCAGAUGGAUUUUAUCAUGUCUAUCGGUCUCAAGAAGACAAAGAGAACAGAGACCCAGCUUAUGAUAUCAUUGCCUGUAAAGACUUUUAUGAGGAUCUUGACACUGUCUUGACAGCCAUCAGUGAUGGACCUGCUAAAAGUUUUGCUUUUCGAAGACUGCGUUAUCUUGACUCGAAAUGGCAAAUGUACAUUCUCCUGAACGAAUUUCAAGAACUAUCUGAUUCUAAAUGUGUACCUCAUCGUGACUUUUACAACGUGCGUAAAGUAGAUACUCACGUUCAUCAUUCAAGCUGUAUGAAUCAAAAGCAUAUGCUUCGCUUUAUCAAGUCGAAAAUGAAGAAAUCCCCAGAUGAUGUAGUCAUUUACCGUGAUCAUGAUCAUCUCACACUUCAAGGUGUCUUUGACAGUUUGGGCUUAACCGCUUAUGAUCUCAGUAUUGAUACACUAGAUAUGCAUGCUCACAAAGACUCUUUUCAUCGAUUUGACAAGUUCAACUUGAAAUACAACCCUAUUGGUGAAAGUAGACUAAGAGAGAUCUUUAUGAAGACCGAUAAUUACAUUCAGGGUAGAUAUCUAGCUGAAAUCACACGCGAAGUCGUGUCUGACUUGGAGUCAAGCAAAUACCAAAUGGCAGAAUACCGUGUGUCUGUGUAUGGACGCUCCUUGGACGAAUGGGACAAGCUGGCUAAAUGGGUUGUCCAUAACAAACUGUUCUCGCCUAACGUCCGCUGGUUAGUGCAAGUCCCUCGCCUGUACAAUGUCUAUAAAGCGUCGGGUCAUGUUCAGCAUUUUGGCGACAUUAUUCGUAACUUGUUUGAACCUCUUUUUGAAGUCACACAAGAUCCCAACGCACAUCCUGAACUCUAUAUUUUCUUACAGCGUGUCGUAGGGUUUGAUUCCGUAGAUGACGAGUCCAAAAUAGAACGCAGCGGGUACCAUGAAUUACCUCUGCCCAAAGACUGGACUAGCACAGCCAAUCCGCCUUACAGCUACUACCUGUACUACCUUUACUCGAAUCUGGCCUCCCUCAACCACUGGCGACACGAACGUGGGUUCAAUACGUUUGUGCUAAGACCUCACUGUGGCGAAGCAGGUGAUACAGAUCAUUUGACUGCUGCCUUUUUGACAGCUCAAGGCAUUAGUCACGGCAUCCUACUUCGCAAAGUGCCUGCCUUACAAUACCUGUAUUACUUGGCUCAGAUUGGGAUUGCCAUGUCACCUCUUUCUAACAAUGCCUUGUUCCUGACGUAUGAACGUAACCCAUUGCCUGAGUUCUUUCAGCGUGGACUCAACAUCUCGCUCAGUACCGAUGAUCCUCUGCAGUUUCAUUUUACGCGUGAACCCUUGAUUGAAGAAUACAGCGUGGCUGCUCAGAUCUGGAAGUUUUCAUCGACCGACAUGUGUGAGUUAGCACGCAAUUCUGUCUUGCAGUGUGGCUGGGAAGACAAGAUCAAGCGCCAUUGGAUUGGUAAGACGUAUACGCAACCAGGGGUUCAGGGCAAUGAUAUGGGCAAGACCAAUGUACCAAACAUUCGUUUGACCUAUCGCUAUGAAACUCUGAUGGAAGAAUUGAAUGCCUUGCGUAAAUAUGCACCCAAAAGUCAAGGCGGACAAGAUCUCAAGGACAUGACAGCACAAGAUAAAGUGGGGGUUGCUGGAUUAGUGGAAGGACCCAAGUUACAACAACAUGUAAUUCAUCAACAAGACCAUCACGCUUGGGAUCAUCGUCGUGAUUCGUUCCCUGGGGUGGCUGUGGUUGCUGAACGUGCGCGUCAACGUCGUCUAAGUCAAUUGUCCAAUGUUUCUAAAGAGAAUUGAUUGACGUCAGCUUUUCCCCCUUCUUGUUCAAACUCCGUACGUUGAAUGAAUAAAGCAAGUGAAGCGGGGUAUAGGCUAUCCUCU